AUGGGAUCUAGAAUUAACUUGGACCACACGUUUCAGCUAGCCAAAACGCCGGCUGUAAUCGCCGCUGGAGGUGCCUUCGUGGGCUGGUUCGUGGUUUCGAGCCUGAAUAGUUGGUACUCACGAAGAGUCGUCAACAAUGCCGUUACCGACAAGAUGUACGACUGGAGCAAAGAGAUUGUGCUGCUGACAGGCGGCAAUAGCGGGAUAGGAGCUGCUAUCGCGGCGAAGUUGGCUGAGAGGGCGGUGAAGGUCAUCAAUGUCGACAUCGCACCUCCGAAAGGUCGCACAUGUAAGCAAGAAAUCCUCGACAUCACCUCCUCCUCAGAGAUCGCCUCCAUUGGGGCUCAAAUACGUGCUGAACACGGCGCACCCACUGUCCUGAUAAACAACGCCGGUGUCGGAAACGCGGUGCCUAUUCUACAGCUGGCCGAGACAAAGCUUCACACAAUCUUCCAAGUGAACUUCCUACCCGACAUGGUCAAAGCAGAUCACGGACACAUUGUCUCUAUUGCGAGUCUAGCCUCAUUCAGUACUCAGGCAUUGAACGUAGACUAUAGCGUGACCAAGGCGAGCGUGUUGGCCUUGCACGAGGGUUUAGCUCAAGAGUUGAAAUUCAUCUAUAAAGCACCACGGGUGCGAACUACGAUCGUGCAUCCGGGCUGGGUCCGCACUCCGAUGGCGCAGAAAUGGUUAGACAGUGGCAAGAUAACCAAUGGCUUGUCUGAGCCGGAAGAUGUCGCCAACGCGGUUGUGAAGCAGCUUUAUUCUGGAUACGCGGCACAGAUCAUCAUCCCUUCAUAUUUCUGGUGGAUACCUCUCGUAAGAGGUUUGCCAUCUUGGUUGCAAGAAAGUGCACGGGAUGUCGCGUCGAAGGUGUUGUUAAAUGCAGACGAAUAA
Messenger RNA from Bipolaris oryzae ATCC 44560, 897 nucleotides. RefSeq lists its product as uncharacterized. NCBI's taxonomy places the organism in Eukaryota, Fungi, Ascomycota, Dothideomycetes, Pleosporales, Pleosporaceae. The transcript has 4 exons. Gene Ontology annotation, molecular function: oxidoreductase activity, acting on the CH-OH group of donors, NAD or NADP as acceptor. The record is from RefSeq and is a predicted model, not a curated record. The coding region runs from base 1 to 897 and encodes 298 amino acids.